Helobdella robusta is the source of this 546-nucleotide messenger RNA. RefSeq lists its product as hypothetical. Bases 1 to 546 code for a protein of 181 amino acids. Lineage: Eukaryota; Metazoa; Annelida; Clitellata; Rhynchobdellida; Glossiphoniidae. The transcript has 2 exons. The record is from RefSeq and is a predicted model, not a curated record.
AUGGACCAGCUACGAUUUGAAUUUGCAGUGUUGCCAGCGAGUGAUGGAAAGUCAAAUGUAUAUUGUGUAACCUCCAUAACGAAAAGAGAUAAAAAAGUGUUUGCUAUUCCAGAAAAAAUACAGUCUGCUAGUCUUCAUAAAGAGUUUAUAAAGACAGCUGCGUACAAUAAAAUAAAAAAUAGUUUAAAGAAAAGACAUCAGACAAGAAAAAUUUGGAUUACAAUGACAAAUGAACUAAGUAACGUGUACAUGUACAUAGAUGAAGAUGGUAAUCUACAAUUUGGAGAUCAAUAUCUCGAAGAAAUUGAACAAAAGCAAGCAUCUGGUAAUUUAGGAAAAAAUACAGAUUCAUUGAAAAAAUUAUUUACAAAAUUUAUUGAAAGCUCACAAGAUUUAAAAAAACAGAACCUGAAAUAUUUUGCAGAAAAGUUUAUAAUUGAAAGAUUUACAAGCUGGAACCAAGUGACUUAUGCUUUGUUAUUUAAGUACAAGGAUGGUUCAUUAGUGGAUUAUGCUAUAAAAAAAAAAAACUUUUACUGGACAUGA